AUGAAGAAACUAUCGCUGACAACUACAGUACCUCACGGCGGGUACUCGGCGGCGGUGCUGUAUCAGCUGGCGAUCACGCAUUUCGCCCACACGCACCCGACCCGAUACAGCGAGGCGGCGACGCCGAUCUCGAUGCAGCUGGUGUUUCUGCGGCGCACGGCAACCGGCCCCGCCGUGCUGACGGUGGAGGACACGAAGCUGGGGGCGCGGACGAGCACGAUCCACGUGACGCUGUCGCAGCCCAGCGAGAAGAACCCGACGGGCCCCGCGGAGGCCAAGAUCACGGGGUACAUCACGGUGAGCCCGGCGUCGGCGGAGACAGGCCUGACGGCGGAGAGCGGGUGGACGCUGCAGCCAGCGGCGGUGGCUGGGUCGCGAGCGGACGGGACGGUGGACCUGGCGGCGCUGGAGCGGACGGGGCGCGACGGCGAGUGGGAGCGGCAGGCAGCGCCGUAUGCGUCGUUCCGGCGCGUGACGCAGCAGGUCGAGCUGUACGGGCCGGCGGCGGGGCGUGGCACGCGGGGGGUGAUUGAUCAGUGGGCGCGGUUCACGCCGGGGGGCCGGCGCGAUGCGCGGUGGACGAAUGCAGCCGUGGCGUUUCUGAUGGAUAUGUUUCCGAUGGCGCUGGAUGAGUUCGAUGCGAUGUCGUCGGCGGCGACGGAGGAGGAGACGCGCCACAAGCCCAAGUGGUAUCCGACGGUGACGAUGAACAUUGACUUCAAGAAGCGGCUGCCGGCGGGCGGGGUGCCGUGGCUGUACAGCCGGGUGCACUCGAAGCGGGUGGUGAACGGACGGAUGGAUCUGGACGUGGUGGUGCUGGAUGAGGCGGGCGACGUGGUGGCGCUGGGCUCGCAGGUGGGCUUGGUGCAUAGAAGACAAGUCCCUAUGUACAGAUCUAUCGAGUCGGCAAUGGAGAGUCCGAGACUACAGGCUCGGCGUGGUGUGCAACCAGAACGCCAUGGCAUCGGUGGUUAUGACCAGCUGGUCGGGGUCGUCGGGAUCGGCCUGGAGGACCUGGGCGCGCGUCCAGAAUUUGCGGCCGACGCGGCCGACGACCUUGGAGCGGAUGAUGGUAACGGCGGGGACACGGACGGGGCGCUUGUAGCGCACAUCCAACUGAGCGGUGAACAAACCGCGCCGGGGGGAGGAGAAGCCCUCGGCGGUGACUUGACCACCAGGCGUCUCCGGCAGACGCAAGGCGACGGCGAGAGACAUGGCAUCGUCGAGACAGGCGGCGACUACGCCGCCAUGGGCGGUGGCCGAGUGGCCGGCCAUGCCGGGGGCCAUGAGAUGCCACAGGGUGUAGAUGUCCGGGGGGUCGGUGGAGGGGAGCGAGGAGCGAGGGUCGGCGGUAGGCACGGGCCAGGGAGGCGGUGA
Molecule: messenger RNA, 1377 nt
Organism: Aspergillus terreus NIH2624
Lineage: Eukaryota; Fungi; Ascomycota; Eurotiomycetes; Eurotiales; Aspergillaceae
Product: thioesterase family protein
Exons: 2
Coding region: 1-1377 (458 amino acids)
Source: RefSeq, a predicted model, not a curated record